UACUGGAGGCAUCCUGUGAUGUCUUUUACGCAGACUGUACCCCGACUUCUGAGGAGGGUCUGAAAGUUGAGUGCGGAUGCAUCCCUGAUCCAGUCGGGGAUCAACCACACCAGAGUCCAGCAGAAGCUCCCGACACACUGACCAGGAAACACAGACAGACGGCUCUGACGAUGUGGUCCAACACAGAUGAGAUGACCAAACAGAGAAUGUUACAAGCCAAGACUCUGUCCAAGGAGGCCAGGGGAUGGGGUCGGAACCUGGGGAAGAAGAUUAGCGUUCCAAAGGAUGUGAUGAUAGAGGAGCUGACUGUCCCUUCCAAUCGAGGCUCACGCAUGUUUCAAGAGAGACAGAAGAGAUCUGAGAUGUUCACCCUGGAGAAAAGUGGCGUUCAGUACACCAAUAAUGCCCAGGUUGAAGCCAUCCCUCCCCCACAAGUUAUCUUAGAGCCACAAGGAGGAAAAGAAAACCAGGCUUUCUCCAGCCCUGGUAAGCAUAGCCUGGUCAUGAACCUACAGAAGACUGUUGCAAAGAAGGGCAGUCCUGACGUCAUUGCUCCAGGAUACACUGGUCCUAUGAAGGAAAUUCCUUGUGAGAAGUUCAACACAACAGUUAUACCCAAAUCCUACAGCUCCCCAUGGAGGGAAGCUUUGGGGAGCAGUGAAGAGCUCCUAAAUGCCCUCAACACCCAGCUGCCCCAGCUCCCACAAAGGCCUUCCAACUACAGGUGCUUCAACAGAUCUCCCAGGCCAUUUGGAGGCAUUAUGGCCAGCAAAAGGGUGAUACCGGUGAUUGACUUUGAAGCAGUGGAAUCCAAGUACCUGCCAGGCGCUGCCCUGGACCGCAUGCACCAGCGACCCAACUUCAACAGGGCACCCAAGGGAUGGGGUGCUGCUUAUAAUCCUGAGUCAAAUGAGCUAUGAAAGAGGACUGAUAAUCUAAAGACUGCAAUGAGCUGACACAUGCUUGGUUUUUCCCCCUCCAAAAAAAUGUAUCCUUUACUUUACUAAAGUAUUGGCAGGGAGGAGGCUGCAUGACGCUGCUGAGAGGAUUGUUUUAGUUAAAGGAAACCUGUGGAUGCUGGAAUGAUGUUUAACCCUGCAUUUAGGCUUUGGAAGUCUCAGAACUUUUUUUCUUUACACUUAAACAUUUCAUACCAUUCUCCUAUAGGUAAAAACACAAAUCUUCAUAUACAGAAUGAUUAUUAAAUGAACACAGAUGAUUAAUGACAAAACUGAGUCACUUUAAUGUCAAGUGAAAACAUCGUACAAAGAAAACUAAAAAUAAGAAAGUGUUAAGGUGUUGGAAUAUGAACAUCAUAUCAAAUAAAAACAAAAUUGCAACUGAAAAUGUUUUUUAAAAACUUAACAAUUCACUUGGAUGCUUUGGGCUUUCUGCCAAACAUGAGACUAAGUCUAGACUCUACACUUUGUAUGUACAAUGGCUCCAACUGCAAAAGUCCAUUAAAAAAGCCCUUUUAUUUGAUGUCAUUAUUUUCAUUUGCAAAAGAAAAAUGCAAUGCUGUGUAUGUUUUAACUUUAUAACAAUGAGGAAGUAAUCACAUAACACCCUGGAUAUUAUCUCUGCAUAAUGAGACAAUGGCACUGCAGGGUUUUUGUUCCACUGCAGAUGGCAAAAUAAAUCACUGUCUCUC
Cynoglossus semilaevis (tongue sole) is the source of this 1651-nucleotide messenger RNA. RefSeq names its product myozenin-2. Gene Ontology annotation, cellular component: Z disc; actin cytoskeleton. The record is from RefSeq and is a predicted model, not a curated record. The transcript has 6 exons. Gene Ontology annotation, molecular function: actin binding; FATZ binding; telethonin binding. Lineage: Eukaryota; Metazoa; Chordata; Actinopteri; Pleuronectiformes; Cynoglossidae. The coding region runs from base 171 to 920 and encodes 249 amino acids.